CUUUUUCAUUCGGACUUCUCCUUUCACUUCGACUCGUUUGCUUCUCUUUGCUCGCUUCUUUUCUGCGCUGCAGUGCGUGUCUUUUUCCCGCCUCGCCGGUUUUCGCGCGCAGACUCACCGCGCCGUGCACGCUGAUGCGCUCAGAUGUCUCGUGACCGCCUUCUCCGCUGUCUCUCCCCUUCGUCUCUCGGUGUGUCUCUCUAUCUCCGCUGUCUCCUUCUUUCCACCCUCUCUUUUCAGCUGCCCGUCCCCAGAGAGAGUCUGUGCAGCGCGAGUCGGUCGUUCUGUCGUCUGCGGAAGGGGCAGGGAGAGCUGCGAGCGCGCACUCCCAGAGACAGGGUGUCUUUCGACUCGGUCUUCUUCGGUUUUUGAGAGACACAACGGAAACCAUCCCCAUUUUUUCGCAUUUUCUUAUGCAGCAGCUCUUCACUUCUCCGCCUCCGAGUUGCGUUUCCCUGUUGUCCUCCCUCUUCUGCGAGAGAGCGUCCUCCUUUUCCAGACGCGAAUUCUCGAGUCCAAACCUCGCCACGACUCGGCUUCUGCUCUCUGCUCGCCUUUCGUUUCCUCGGUCUCGCCUUCUCUCUUCCACUGCCGCUGCGGAUUUCUUCUCUCCGUACUUCCUGUCGCGCGCUCGACCUGUUCUCGCCCUCUGCCGCUGCGCUUCUUCGCCAGCAUGCAGCCGGCCGCGCUCAAGAGGGGGCGCCAAGGGCGUGGAGGAGAGGCCGGAGACCUUGCUGAGUCUCAGGUGCUCCUGCAGCGUCUCGGCUCUCCUCACAACAUCAGCGCCCUCUACAAUCAGGUUAUCGCGUCGACCGUUCAGCGGUGCACGCAGUUCCAGAGCCCGAAGGUGAUGGACGCCAUCGAGCGACAAUGGAGACUCGCCUUGCAGAGGAGAACGGCGGAGCUGCGGCGCUCCGCUCCCUCGCCAGGGACUGAGACGAGCACGAGUGUCGGCAAAUGUGAAACUGCAGCGGAACCUCAAAACAAGGCGAGGCCUCCUGCGCCUGUUGCGGGGGCGCCUGCCGCAUCUUCGCCUGCGGGUUCAAUGCAUUCUGGGGUGUCUGCCAACCCUCCUGGAGAAGGCAGGGAGUCGCCAGUAUCCGGAGGGCCUUUGGAGUCGGAGAACGGCAACGCAAACUCGGAAAAAUCAACAAAAGCGGAUUUACCUUCUGACUCUCUCGACUUAAAGCCAGAGGGACAGGAGAAAGACGCUGAAGAUGACGAUGAUUUCGCAGAUGCCGACGUCGACGAAGCUGAAGCCGUUGGCGGGCCUUGUCCAGGGCCUCCUCUCGGUUCAACUGACAGCCAGAUUGAGGCCUCACAAGGUGCCUCCCAAGAGAGCAGCCAACAGGAAAAGCCGCCGACGAGUGCUGACGCGGCAGGUGGAACUGACACAAGCAGCCACAUUCGCCCUGAGCUUGAGGAAAAAGAAGAGCAACUCGACGAUGUCUCCGAUCUCGAUGACCAGGAACCUGCAGCCACGGAUGGCAUCUAUGCACUCUACGACAAGGUUGAACGAUGUGGUUCAAGCGGGAAGAAAACAACCAACUGGAGAGUAAUGCUCCGGCAUGGCAUUAUACGAGCCGGCAGGCAGGAAAUUGCAUUCGAUCGCUUUUACGGCGAACUGAAGUUUUAGAACGGACGCGGUUUCUCCGCUCCAAACAGACUCGUGUCGUGAGUCUGUACUCUGCUGUAGUUUGUGGAACGUUGGCUAGCCGACAACACGCAAAUGUCAUUUGUGAAUCUUGUUGUGGAUGCGUCGCGCCCUUCGAACUAUUUAGAGGUUCUUCCGCAAUUUCGUCAAGGUCAAUGGUUCUCGGCAGCGACAGCAGAAAAGGGUUUUUUAAUCUUAUCGGCUCAGUUACUACAUCGACAAAAAGCUUGUCGACGUUCGACGCUUGUUGUGUGCAGUCGUGCCAACAGACCGUCAGUCUGUACACUUCCUCUGUGCUUAAAGCCGGUUCUCCACCUCGGAAAUCCUAGACUGCUAGAACUCUGAACAGAACAGGAAACAGCAUUUGAGCAAACGCAUAGACCGGGCACCGGGGCGUGUUCGUGCUUCUUGCUGAGACAGCGCUGCCUGACAGGAUCUAGCCUAACCAACAAGCUGAAU
This is a messenger RNA of Toxoplasma gondii ME49, 2113 nucleotides long. RefSeq lists its product as hypothetical. NCBI's taxonomy places the organism in Eukaryota, Apicomplexa, Conoidasida, Eucoccidiorida, Sarcocystidae. Gene Ontology annotation, biological process: transcription initiation at RNA polymerase II promoter. The record is from RefSeq and is a predicted model, not a curated record. Bases 674 to 1636 code for a protein of 320 amino acids. The transcript is spliced from 7 exons. Gene Ontology annotation, cellular component: transcription factor TFIIA complex.